AACGGUAUCUCUAUGGUCGAAAGAGAACCGACACAGUCGUCUCUUGGAAACUCCUCCGGCCUGUACGCGGAGUCUUCUGAUCAUCAUCGCAUCAUCUCCUAUACCUAUUCUAUUAUUUUCUUGUAUUCACAUUUUUUGAAAAAAAUUGUGUCAGCUGAUAGAAAAGAUCUUUAAUCACGUGUUGUUAUUCGUUCGUCAAAGGAUCGAAGGAAGGAUCGUUCCGUCUUUAUUUCUCAUUCAUUAUAUUUACUCGAGAUGGUGAAUUUAAAAGAUGCUAUUGGGGUAAACGAGCUGACGGAUAAAAAAUGUGGUCUUUAUCGGGCUUUAUUAGCAGAAUUUCUUGGUACCAUGCUGUUAAAUUUCUUUGGUUGUGGAUCGGUCGUGACAAGUAAUGUUGUUGCGAUAAGUCUUGCAUUUGGUUUGACCGUAACAGCCGCGAUACAAGCGAUAGGCCACGUUUCCGGUGGCCACGUCAAUCCUGCGGUUACCUUUGGUUUAAUGGUUAUUGGAAAGGUACCAAUUAUUCGAGGAAUACUUUACGUGCUCGCUCAAAGUGCUGGAGCUAUUGCUGGUUCAGCUGUACUAAGGGCACUUUCUGCCGAAAGCAUGGAAGCCAGUCUUGGAGUUGUUUCUCUUGCCAAAGGUGUAACACCGGUUCAGGGUCUUGGAAUAGAAUUUUUCCUUGCAAUGAUACUGGUCCUGGUUGUCUGUGGUGCAUGCGAUGAUGCCAAAUCUGACAGUAAGGGAAUAGCACCUCUACUCAUUGGACUUUCUGUUACCGUUGGACACAUCGUUGGUGUUCCACGAACGGGCGCUGGAAUGAAUCCUGCACGAUCAUUAGGAAGUUCGGUCGUUAUGGGUGUAUUUGACGAUCAUUGGUUAUAUUGGAUAGGACCUAUUCUCGGUGGACUUGCCGGAGGUUUGAUUUAUACUCAUGCUGUUGGCCCAGCAAAGAAAGAAGAAAUAUCUACCAGGCAAUACGCAACUGUAGCUUUGGAAGAGAAAGAGAGGUUCGAGUACAUAGACAGUGGAAGAGGAGGACUAUAAAGAAACAACAAAUCGAAAUGAUUCGAAGACACAAAAAUGCAGGAUAAUUAGGUGAAUGAUAGAAAACUAUUGUUUUGCAGCUCCAGAAUCUUACCAGCAGGAAGAACGUCCACCCCGCUUGACUACUCAUCGAACAUCACUAAUUUCAACUCUCAUGCCAAGUUACUAAACUCCUUCUCUUAACUGCAUGAAAUAAUAAUCAAAAGGAAUAACUUUGACAAA
Messenger RNA from Polistes dominula (European paper wasp), 1269 nucleotides. Its product is annotated as aquaporin AQPAn.G. Lineage: Eukaryota; Metazoa; Arthropoda; Insecta; Hymenoptera; Vespidae. Gene Ontology annotation, molecular function: channel activity. The record is from RefSeq and is a predicted model, not a curated record. Gene Ontology annotation, cellular component: plasma membrane. Gene Ontology annotation, biological process: transmembrane transport.